CACGAGUCUGAUAAACAAGUGAUUGAUUCCGCAACCUUGCUCUCAUUAUGAAGCUCUUUGCGAUUGGAGACCUACAUCUUAGCUAUGAGCUGAACCGAAAAGCGCUGAGACAGUUAAGGCCGCAUCCCGAUGAUGGGCUCAUCCUCUGUGGGGACGUGGGUGAGACGGCGGCUCACCUCGAGCUCGCAUUUGAGGCCGCCAAGCAAAAUUUCAAGGAAGUGUUCUGGUGUCCAGGCAACCACGAACUAUACACGAUGCCGACCCAGACGACACUCAAGGGCGAGGAAAAGUACGCCGAGUGCGUAGAGGUCGCGCGCAAACACGGUGUGAGGACACCUGAGGACGAUUUCUUCCGGUGGGAGGGCGCAGGUGGGCCCGCCAUCGUUGUACCUAUCUUCACCCUGUACGACUACAGCUUCCGGCCGGCCCAUGUCAAGCGAGAGGAUGCCAUCAAGUGGGCUGAGGAGGAAGAUACGGUCGCCACGGAUGAAUACCUUAUUCAUCCCGAUCCUCACCCUUCGCGAGAGGCAUGGUGUGACGCUCUGGUGGCAAGGACGGAGCAAAAACUCCACGAGGCGGCACAGGAGGGGAUACCACUCAUCAUCGCAAACCACUGGCCGCUGCGGCAAGAUCUCGUACAUAUUCCACGGGUACCGCGCUUUAUCCUCUGGUGCGGGACUAAGCAGACUGAGAAUUGGCAUACCAAGUUCAAUGCAAAAGUCGUGGUCUCCGGGCAUUUGCAUGUGCCACGAACAGACUGGAAGGACGGUGUCCGUUUCGAGGAAUGCAGUCUGGGAUACCCUAGACAGUGGGAGGAUGUGAGGAACAGCGGCAAGGACAUCAAUGAUCUGCUGCGAGAGGUUUUACCGGGACCGGUUGCGCCUGACACGGGAAAUGCAGAGACGAAAUGGAGGCGAUGGGGUUGAUAAACCCGCUCAGAACCUCCUGGUUGCUUGUAUAAACACUUCGACUUCGUUAAGCGGCACCCAUCAUAAUACGCGAUGUUUUCUGAUAUUUAACGUCAGAAGCUCUUACGCGACGUUAUAAAACUACGUGGAUUAGGAUGUAUACAACAACAGAGUAACAUGAGACGCACCAUACCCGUAGUCUAAAGUGACAGCAGAAGAUCUUAUUCGAUGGGGCUAUAAAUAAGUAUGGAAUAAGAUGUAAAUGACAAACAAUAGAUGAACAUGAGACGCAC
Messenger RNA from Pseudomassariella vexata, 1201 nucleotides. RefSeq names its product metallophosphoesteras-like protein. The transcript has a single exon. Gene Ontology annotation, molecular function: hydrolase activity. The record is from RefSeq and is a predicted model, not a curated record. Lineage: Eukaryota; Fungi; Ascomycota; Sordariomycetes; Amphisphaeriales; Pseudomassariaceae. The coding region runs from base 48 to 926 and encodes 292 amino acids.